Molecule: messenger RNA, 2040 nt
Organism: Coffea eugenioides
Lineage: Eukaryota; Viridiplantae; Streptophyta; Magnoliopsida; Gentianales; Rubiaceae
Product: LRR receptor-like serine/threonine-protein kinase FLS2
Exons: 5
Coding region: 1-2040 (679 amino acids)
Cellular component (GO): plasma membrane
Molecular function (GO): protein binding
Source: RefSeq, a predicted model, not a curated record
AUGCCUUCUGAGCUUGUCAAUCUAUCCAACUUGCAAACAUUGGUAUUAGAAAAUAAUAGAUUAACAGGUUCCAUACCUGUAGGGAUCUUCAACAUCUCCACAUUAGGAAUACUAUCACUUUCAAACAAUUCUCUUCAAGGAAAUCUUCCAUCAAGCAUCGGUUAUGGGUUUCCCAUGCUACAAUUUCUUCAUCUCGACACAACCAACCUUAGUGGAGUUAUACCAGGCUCAAUCUCAAAUCUGUCUCAACUCAUCGUCCUUGAACUGGAUGAAAACAAAUUCAGUGGUUUUAUUCCUGGAUCCCUUGGAAACCUACAACUGCUUGAAAGGAUAUUAGUAUCUUCCAACCUUCUAAGAAGUGAUUCUUCAAAUGAAGAACUGGGAUUUAUUACUUCUUUAACAAACUUCAGAAAUCUGAGAGCUCUGGGGUUUGACAAAAUGCCAUUAUUAAAUGGUAAACUUCCAGCUUCCAUUAGAAAUUUUUCUACCUCCAUUGAAAGAAUUUAUGGAUAUAAAUCUAACAUCCAAGGUAGAAUCCCAAAAUCAAUUGGAAAUUUAAGCAGUUUGUUGUUGCUAAGUUUGUAUGGGAAUCAGUUGACGGGGCCAAUUCCAACAUCUGUAGGACGUUCUUUACCACCUGAAGUUGCAAAUUUGGAGGUUGCAACAACAUUGGUCUUGUCAGUGAAUCAGUUCUCAGGAGAUAUUCCAAGUGCAAUAGGGAAAUUAGGGAACUUGAAUUAUCUAUCUUUAGCACAAAACCAAUUUCAGGGCUCAAUGCCUGAGUCGAUGGGGAAGAUGGUAAGCUUGCAAACAUUAGACCUGUCACACAACAACCUGUCAGGUUUGAUCCCAAGCUCACUCGAAUGGCUUCAAUCCCUUUUGUACUUCGAUGUUUCUUUCAACAAAUUGAGAGGCCAAAUUCCUAGUGGAGUUGGAAACCUUUCAUUUCUGGUUACUCUGGAUUUGAGUGGCAACAAAUUCCAGGGAAGUCUGCCUCAGGAGAUUGUUUAUUUGCACAGACUUCGGGUGAUCAAUUUAAGUUUCAAUAACUUCACUGGACAAAUUCCUUCCUGGUUUAGCUUCUUAACCUGCCUCAAAUACUUGAAUCUGAAAAAGAAUAAUUUUACAGGUUUGAUCCCUCAUUCUCUCUUCAACCUUUUAAAGCUUGAAAACUUGAUUCUAUCAUCCAACUCCAUUCAAGGAAUCAUUCCGGAGGAGAUUGGAAAUCUUCAUAGCCUGAAGUAUGUAGACAUUGAAACCAACCAACUUAAUGACUCCAUACCAUCUUCAGUCUUCAACAUAUCAACGCCAGAAACUAUAGCGCUUGGACAUAGCCCGUUUGGAAAUCUGCCUACUGAUGUAUGUCUCAAUCUUACAAAACUGAAAAAGCUUAGUUUGUCUUCGAAUAAGUUAAGUGGCCAAAUACCAUCUAGCUUAUCUCGGUGUUCACGACUUGAAAUACUUCUUGUCCUACAACAACUUUGGUUCAAUUCCAAAAGCGGUUGGUGCCCUUUAAACAUUCCGAGCUCAACUGGAGGUCUGCAAAUGCUAUUGACACUUUCUUUGGCAGAAAAUAAGCUACAAGGAUCUAUUCCAGACUCGAUGGGUGACUUGUCAAAUUUGGUGUUCUUGGACUUAUCCAAUAAUAAUCUUUCAGGUCUAAUCCCAAAGUCCUUGGUGGCACUUCAAUUUCUCAGUUACGUCAAUCUUUCUUUAAACAAUUUAUGGGGUGAAAUUCCAUCUGAUGGCCCUUUCAAAAACUUCACGAGUCAAUCAUUCAUGUCUAAUGGAGGUCUAUGUGGUAGUACAAGAUUUCUUGUUCCUCCUUGCAGCACUUCCAUAGAUCACAAGUCAACCAGGAAGAAAACAUCUCAUGUAAUAUUCAUUACCUCUGGUAUUGGAGCAGCAUUAAUGGCUAUAACCUUAACAAUAGUAUUUCUAAUGUAUCGAAACAAAACUGAGAAUGCGAGCUCACCGAGCUCGCAUUUUGCGAAUGCGAGGUCGAUUCGAGCUCGCAUUCUGAGAAUGCGAGCUCUGUGA